AUGACGACCCACAACAUAGAAGCAACUUCAGAAGUAGCAAUAUUGGCCGGAGAUGAGCUCGAUCCUAGAAUCAACUUCGAAAUACCUAUGGCUAAAGGCGACAAGCUGAAGACCGCGUUCAUCACAGAAGAGGCCAACCUAUACUACAAGAAAAUUCCUAGGUUCAUGCUCACACAGUGCGAGAUUGAAGCUAAUCCAGAGAAAUGCCAGACAAAUAUUAAUAUGAGAAGCCCAACCAACAUCAAAGAAAUGCAACACCUAGUGGGAAGAUUGACUUCCAUAUCCCGCUUCCUACCCAAGCUCGCAGAAAAAACCAGGCCAAUGGUUAAAUUGCUUAAAAAGUCAGCCAAGUUAACAUGGGAUGAUACUUGUCAGCAAAACUUCGAUGAACUCAAGCAACUCCUCACAAACCCACCCAUCCUUAACAAACCAAACCCUGACUUACCCCUGGUAGUUUACAUAUCAGCUUCCGCUAACGCCAUCAACGUCGCAAUAGUCCAAGAAGUGCACAAUGAACAACAACCAAUUUAUUUCAUUAGCCGCAUACUACAAGACCCCGAGACAUGUUACCAAAUGGUAGAGAAGGUCGCUUUAUCAGUCAUAGCGGUCAUUGCCUGA
Vigna unguiculata (cowpea) is the source of this 618-nucleotide messenger RNA. Lineage: Eukaryota; Viridiplantae; Streptophyta; Magnoliopsida; Fabales; Fabaceae. The record is from RefSeq and is a predicted model, not a curated record.